AUGAAUAAUGCAGACCACUGGUUUCGAUGAUGCUGGGCUUUUAUAACUGGAUUCAUUAAGGAAUACAAAGAAAAUUCUUACAGGGAUCAAUAAUGGUGUCUUCUGGCUGCAGAAUGCAAAGUUUUUGGUUCCUGCUCAUUAUCAGCUUCCUGCAGUGUACUGAAGGUUUCAGCCGAGCAGCGCUACCAUUUGGUUUGGUGAGGAGGGAACUCUCCUGCGAAGGCUACUCCAUUGACCUCCGGUGUCCAGGAAGCGAUGUUAUUAUGAUAGAAAGUGCUAACUAUGGACGGACCGAUGACAAGAUUUGUGAUGCUGACCCUUUCCAGAUGGAGAACACAGAAUGCUUCCUUCCAGACGCCUACAAAAUUAUGACACAAAGGUGCAACAACCGAACACAGUGUAUAGUAGUUACUGGGUCAGAUGUGUUUCCUGAUCCUUGUCCUGGAACAUACAAAUACCUAGAAGUUCAGUAUGAAUGUGUUCCUUACAUUUUUGUUUGCCCGGGGACGUUGAAAGCAAUUGUGGACUCACCGUAUUUAUAUGAAGCUGAACAAAAAGCAGGUGCUUGGUGCAAAGAUCCUCUCCAGGCUGCAGAUAAAAUAUACUUCAUGCCAUGGACUCCAUAUCGCACCGAUACUUUGAUAGAAUAUGCUUCUUUAGAGGACUUCCAAAACGGACGCCAGCAGACGACGUAUAAACUCCCCAAUCGAGUGGAUGGUACUGGAUUUGUAGUGUAUGAUGGCGCUGUCUUUUUUAACAAGGAAAGAACUAGGAACAUAGUAAAAUUCGACUUGAGGACUAGAAUUAAGAGUGGAGAGGCCAUAAUCAAUUAUGCUAAUUACCAUGACACCUCCCCAUACCGAUGGGGAGGAAAGACUGAUAUUGACUUGGCAGUUGAUGAAAAUGGCUUAUGGGUAAUUUAUGCUACGGAGCAAAACAACGGGAUGAUAGUAAUUAGCCAGCUGAACCCCUACACCCUACGUUUCGAAGCCACCUGGGAAACGACGUAUGACAAACGGGCAGCAUCCAAUGCUUUCAUGAUAUGUGGCGUCCUGUACGUGGUGCGGUCGGUGUAUCAGGACAAUGAGAGCGAGACGGGCAAGAACGCCAUCGAUUACAUCUACAACACCAGGUUAAGCAGAGGCGAGCACGUGGACGUUCCUUUCCCCAACCAGUACCAGUACAUCGCCGCAGUGGAUUACAACCCCAGAGACAACCAACUGUACGUGUGGAAUAACAACUUCAUUCUGAGAUACUCUUUGGAGUUUGGCCCACCUGAUCCUGCCCAAGUGCCUACCACAGCAGUGACGAUAACUUCUUCAGCAGAGCUAUACAAAACCACAGUGUCAACCACUAGCACUACACCACAGAAAGGCCCCAUAAGCACAACGUUAGCUGGAGGAACGAAAGAAGGAAGCAGAGGACCCAAGCCACCGCCACCCGUUUCCACCACCAAAAUUCCUCCUGUGACAAGUUUUUUCCCUUUGCCAGAGAGAUUCUGUGAACCGACUGAGGCCAGGGGGAUUAGCUGGCCUCAGACACAAAGGGGAAUGAUGGUUGAGCGCCCUUGCCCCAAAGGAACACGAGGAACUGCCUCGUAUCUCUGCGUGGUCUUAACGGGAAUGUGGAACCCCAAAGGCCCUGAUCUUAGCAACUGCACCUCACACUGGGUAAAUCAGCUGGCUCAGAAGAUCAGAAGUGGAGAAAAUGCUGCUAGUCUGGCCAACGAACUGGCUAAACACACCAAAGGACCGGUCUUUGCUGGCGAUGUUAGUUCAUCAGUGAGGCUGAUGGAGCAGCUCGUGGACAUUCUGGAUGCUCAGCUGCAGGAAUUGCGGCCCAGUGAAAAAGACUCUGCUGGAAGGAGUUAUAACAAGCUCCAAAAACGAGAGAAGACAUGCAGGGCUUACCUUAAGGCAAUUGUGGAUACAGUGGACAACCUGCUCAGGCCUGAAGCUCUGGAGUCCUGGAAGGACAUGAAUUCUUCAGAACAAGCCCAUGCAGCCACAAUGCUACUCGAUACAUUAGAAGAAGGGGCUUUUGUCUUGGCUGAUAAUCUUCUAGAACCAACCAGAGUCUCAAUGCCCACGGAAAAUAUCGUUUUGGACGUUGCAGUGCUCAUUACUGAGGGCCAGGUGCAGGACUUGAAAUUUCCUCAGGGCAGUAAAGGAGGCAACUCGAUUCAGCUCUCUGCAAGCACCGUGAAACAGAACAGCAGGAACGGAUUAGCCAAACUGGUUUUCAUCAUUUACAAAAGUUUGGGGCGUUUUCUCAGUACUGAAAACGCCACCAUAAAGCUAGGCAGCGACUUUGCUGGGCGGAAUAGCACGAUCGCAGUCAACUCCCACGUCAUUGCAGCCUCUAUCAACAAGGAGUCUAGCCGGGUGUACCUGACUGAUCCUGUGCAUUUUACGCUGGAACACAUUGAUCCUGACAAUUAUUUCAAUGCAAAUUGUUCCUUCUGGAACUACUCAGAGAGGACUAUGAUGGGAUACUGGUCAACUCAAGGCUGCAAACUGGUUGACACAAACAAAACUCACACAACGUGUGCUUGCAGUCACCUAACCAACUUUGCAAUUCUCAUGGCUCAUCGGGAAAUUGUGUACAAAGAUGGAGUGCACGAAUUGCUCCUCACUGUCAUCACCUGGGUGGGAAUUGUCAUCUCUCUUGUUUGCCUGGCCAUCUGCAUCUUCACAUUCUGUUUUUUCCGUGGCCUGCAAAGUGAUCGUAACACUAUUCACAAGAACCUUUGUAUCAACCUAUUCAUUGCUGAGUUCAUUUUCCUAAUAGGCAUCGAUAAGACGGAGUACAAGAUUGCAUGCCCAAUAUUCGCAGGUCUCUUACACUUUUUCUUCCUGGCAGCCUUUGCCUGGAUGUGUCUAGAAGGAGUGCAGCUUUAUCUAAUGUUAGUAGAAGUAUUUGAAAGUGAAUAUUCUAGGAAGAAGUACUAUUAUGUUGCUGGCUACCUCUUCCCUGCUACAGUAGUUGGUGUCUCAGCAGCUAUUGACUAUAAGAGCUACGGAACAGAGAAAGCUUGCUGGCUCCAUGUAGAUAACUAUUUUAUCUGGAGUUUCAUUGGACCUGUUACCUUCAUUAUUCUGCUGAAUCUUAUCUUCCUGGUGAUCACAUUGUGCAAAAUGGUGAAGCACUCAAACACUUUGAAACCAGACUCUAGCAGGUUGGAAAACAUUAAAUCCUGGGUCCUGGGUGCAUUUGCUCUCCUGUGUCUCCUUGGCCUAACAUGGUCAUUUGGCCUGCUGUUUAUCAAUGAGGGGACUGUGGUGAUGACGUAUCUCUUCACAGUAUUUAAUGCUUUCCAAGGAAUGUUUAUUUUCAUCUUUCAUUGUGCCCUUCAAAAGAAAGUACGUAAGGAAUAUGGCAAAUGCUUCCGACAUUCCUACUGCUGUGGUGGACUACCAACUGAGAGUCCCCACAGUUCAGUGAAGGCAUCAACAACAAGAACUAGUGCUCGCUAUUCCUCUGGCACUCAGAGUCGUAUAAGGAGGAUGUGGAAUGACACUGUGAGAAAACAAUCUGAAUCGUCUUUUAUCUCAGGUGACAUCAACAGCACUUCAACACUUAAUCAAGGACAUUCACUGAACAAUGCCAGGGAUACAAGUGCCAUGGAUACUCUACCGCUAAAUGGUAAUUUCAACAACAGCUACUCAUUGCGCAAUGGAGACUAUAACGACAGUGUGCAAGUUGUAGACUGUGGACUAAGCCUGAAUGAUACUGCUUUUGAGAAAAUGAUCAUUUCAGAAUUAGUGCACAACAACCUGCGGGGCAGCAGCAAGAACCACAACCUGGAGCGCACGCUACCAGCCAAAGCUGUGAUCGGCGGGAGCAGUAGCGAAGAUGACGCCAUCGUGGCAGAUGCCUCAUCUUUGAUGCACAGUGACACCCCCGGGCUGGAGCUCCACCACAAAGAGCUUGAGGCCCCACUCAUUCCUCAGCGGACUCACUCCCUUCUGUACCAGCCCCAGAAGAAAGUGAAGACCGAGGGAACCGACAGCUACGUCUCACAGCUGACAGCCGAGGCUGACGAUCACCUCCAGUCCCCCAACAGAGACUCUCUUUACACAAGCAUGCCCAAUCUCAGAGACUCUCCGUAUCCAGAGAGCAGCCCCGACGUUGAAGAAGAUCUCUCUCCCUCCAGGAGGAGUGAAAAUGAGGACAUUUACUACAAGAGCAUGCCAAACCUAGGAGCUGGCCAUCAGCUUCAGAUGUACUAUCAAAUCAGCAGGGGUAAUAGCGACGGCUAUAUAAUUCCCAUUAACAAGGAAGGAUGUAUUCCGGAAGGGGAUGUUAGAGAAGGACAAAUGCAACUAGUGACAAGCCUUUAAUAGUGUAGCAAAGAAAUAUUAAAGGCCACGUACAAGUAUUAAAAAGACUUAAUUGGCCCCAUGCAGGCUCCCUCAUAUCUGCUUGAAGAGACAAUUCUGUUGACCCUGUGGUUCUCCAGUAACGGGGAUGACUGGACCUCGCAGUUCUGUGAAUUUUUAUAAAACAAAAACUUUGUAUAUACACAGAGUAUACUAAAAUGAAUUAUUUGUUACAAAGAAAAGAAAUACCAACAAGGUAUUUUAAGAUAUCUUCUGCUGCUGAAUUUAACAAAAUUGUGAAAAACAGAGAAAUAAACACUUCCCAGCCAUUUUACUGCAGCAGUUUGUGAACUAAAUUUGUAAAUAUGGCUGCACCAUUUUUUUUUUCUAGGCCUACAUUGUAUUAUAUACAAGGCGUAGGCUCUAAAAUCCUGUGGGACAAAUUUACUGUACCUUACUAUUCCUGACAAGACUUGCAAAAGCAGGAGAGAUAUUCUGCAUCAGUUUGCAGUUCACUGCAAAUCUUUUCCAUUAGGGCAAAGAUUGAAUACAUGUCUAACCACUAGCAAUCAAGCCACAGGCCUUAUUUCAUAUAUUUCCUCAACUGUACAAUGAA
Molecule: messenger RNA, 4938 nt
Organism: Egretta garzetta (little egret)
Lineage: Eukaryota; Metazoa; Chordata; Aves; Pelecaniformes; Ardeidae
Gene: ADGRL2
Product: adhesion G protein-coupled receptor L2
Exons: 20
Coding region: 93-4343 (1416 amino acids)
Biological process (GO): brain development; cell surface receptor signaling pathway; adenylate cyclase-activating G protein-coupled receptor signaling pathway
Cellular component (GO): neuron projection; membrane
Molecular function (GO): G protein-coupled receptor activity; carbohydrate binding
Source: RefSeq, a predicted model, not a curated record